AUGUAACUAGCUUAAUUUCAGCUUGAAGUUAUGCUUUGCAAACGUCAUAGGAGAUGCUUGUGUUUCAACUUUUGCUGAGACAUUUUAAGUUGACUCAAUUGAGACGCUGGUAGCAAGCUAGGUGGUAUUAGCCUACUAAAAUCGGAAGACUCGACAACUUUAAUGACUCGUUAGCGUCACGAUUUAUUUCAUUAGAAGGGAACGGUUAAUGUUUGACAGCGGGCUAGGUGAUAUUAAGCGGUUGGGUUAUUUUGUGUUGUCAUGGCGAUUGCAGGGCGGAAAUAGGUCACAAAUGUUUUGCUAACAAACUUCACUAAGAAACAAGCCUUGUGCAUUGGCAUUAACCUUUGUAAGAGCCAACAAUUAGUAAGAUAAUAGUCGUCUCUUGUUCAGCAACAGCAGACACUGUUGUGCUGUAUUCUUUUCGUUUGUUUGCUUGUUUUUGCCAAGAGCUCGCGCAAAGUUUAUACUCUGUGGAAGAAACAUUUUACAUCUUUCCCCGGGAAUCCAAGCGGGCCACACAAAACCCACACAGUAGCUAAGGCUAACGGACAGAAAGCUGUGCUAAGACAUGGCAACUGGAGGCACUCCGUUUGAUGACGGUGCAGAGGAGCUGCACAACUGGGCUGCAACCAAUGGUAGUUUGGAAGAUAGGCUCAACAACAUGAACUGGGGGGUACAGCAAAAGAAAGCAAACCGGUCUUCAGAGAAGAACAAGAAAAAGCUGUCUGCUGCGGUGGUGGACAGUCGUUUGAUGAAUGACAUUUCGCCAGAGUCCACCCCUGGGGCUGGCCGCAGAAGAGCUCGAACUCCUCAUUCCUACCCUCACAUCAAAUACACCACCCAAAUGUCUGUCCCAGACCAGGCUGAGCUAGACAAACUCCGUCAGAGAAUACAUUUUACAGACCUGGAUGAGAGGAGCAUUGGCAGUGACUCCCAGGGACGUGUCACAGCUGCCAACAACCAGCGCCAGUUAGCUGGAGAAAACAAGAAGCCCUACAACUUUGUGCCUCUGCAUGUAAAUACUAACAAGAGCAAGGAGCUGCUCCAGCCCUCUGCAUCUGCCCCAACAACCCCAGCAAUCUCCAAGGAACUUAAGAAGCAGAGUCCAGGACUCAGGGAAAUGGUAACCUCUGUGGUCGCUGCAAAAGAAUCUCCAAGGCUUGGUCGUGGUGAAACUGAGAGAGGGCUCCUAACAGAGAAAGAAUGUGGACAAGGAGAGCCCACAUUAGACAGCAGCCAGGUGGUGAGCAAACUGGUACAAAUUCGGGACUACAUCAGUAAGGCCAGCUCCAUGAGGGAUGAUCUGGUGGAAAAGAAUGAUGUGCCUGCCAACGUGGAGCGUCUUUCUCAUCUUAUUGAACACCUCAAGGAGCAGGAGAAGUCCUAUUUACGGUUCUUGCAGAAAAUGCUUGCACGGGAGAGUGAUGAGGCUGAUGUGGGGACCCUGGACUCUGCAGUUGGCUCAGGUUCACUGGCAGAGAGCACUUCUCUCAACGUUGAGCUGCAGUCUUCAGAUGUUUCAAAUGCAGCAGGUGAAAGACCAGAAGUUGCGCGUGCUGACCAGAGGGAAGAAUUGGAGAAUCUGCGCAAGCAGCAUGAGCUGCUGAAGAAGAUGCUAGAGCAGCAGGAGCAGCUCAGGGCCCUGCAAGGUCGACAGGAAGCUCUAAUGGCCAUGCAGCACAGUGCAGAGCAGGCACUCGCUGUGAUUGAAGACACUGUUGUCACAGAAACCACCGGCAGUGUUUCUGGCCUGAGCAUCACAUCUGAACUAAAUGAUGAGUUAAAUGAAUUGAUUCAGCGGUUCCACAACCAGCUACGUGACUCUCAGACUAAAGCAGUGCCAGAUAACCGGCGCCAGGCACAGAGUCUUUCCCUCUCCAGAGAGGUGUGUUGGUCAAGGCCUCCCCAGGCUGUUGGACCACCUCAACACAGGCCACUUCUUCACUCUGCCUCUGGACCCCACACUGGUCUAGACACUGGAGGGACAGCUGCAAGUGCCAAACUCACCAAACUACAAGAACUCCAAGACAAAAAACAAACCAUGGACAAGAUCCUACAAGAGUUGCAUUCGCUCAGAGACCAGACACUAAACAAUAACUCAUGUCGUGGCUUGUCAGCACAGUGCAGUCCAAGAAUGGAAGGAUCUUUAGAUUGUCCAUCUGCUCUCUGCUCUAAUGGGGCCUUGGCUUCCACCUCCUUUCAGCCUUCACUCGUACAACAACAGGACAGCUCCAACUCUGCUGACAAGCUGCGGAAGCUAAAGGAGGUCCACAAGCGCCUGAAUGAGUUGCGGGAAUUGGUUCAGUACUAUGAGCAGACUUCUGAUAUGAUGGUGGAUGCAGUCAAUGAAAAUGUAAAAGAGGGAGAUGAUGAUGAGGAGGAAGAUGAGACAGAGGAUGGAUCUAUGUUUGAGACCAUGUUUGACUCUGAGCAGGAGAAUCGCCAGCCUGUUACUAACAUCAGAAACCCACAGAGGUUAGGGAACUGGGCGGACUUGAACAGCCUGACAAACAGAUGCAGUGUCAGAAGCAGUACAACCAACAACCGGGAUGGGAGACUCAACACUGAGUGUGAGAUCAACAACCGGGCGGCAGCUAACCUCUGCAGUUUCAACAUCACCACAGCCAUAGAAUGCCAGUACAACAGGGAUAUCCCAUAUAAUCAGGUGAAGGAUGAAGAUGAGGAUGAAGAUUGUAUGGAUAAUGACGAAGGGGCACAGGCUGUGGCCCAGGAGAGUGCAUCAGAGUCUAGUCGGAGGAGCAGCCUUGGGAAUGAUGCAGGUUAUGCACCGAAGGUUCGUCGCCAGACAGCAAAGCAAAAACUCUGGCAGCUUCAGGAACUGGUGGCCAUGGUACAGAGUGAUGACACAGAUGUAACAACAGCAAAUGAGGAUGAUGCAUUACACCAACAGCCAAAUAAUACCAGAGGUCCUCUGCCUGGAACGUUGGGGACUGGAUCUAAACAGAGUCCUAGAGACCUUGCACUCUCCAGCAAGGCCAGAGAGAAACUUUAUGAGGAGAAGCUGCGCCAGCAGAAGCAGGAGCUGAAGCAACUUCAUGAAGAACGCCAGAGACUCAUUGAAAUCCAAGGCAAGAUCCAGGACCUGCAGUGGGCUUGCCCUGACCUACAGUCAUCUGUAUCCAGCACAGCAAGUCAACAAGGUUUGCUGAGGAAGGUUCCAGUCGCAGCUUCCACACCUGCUACUCUCCAGGCUUCUUCACCCUCUGGACCCAAAACCAAUUUAGCUGUGCUCAAACCUACUGCUCCAGAGGCAGCCAUUUCUUCAGUCACUGACAAUGAGCUUUGGUCAGAAAUGCGUCGCCGACAGAUUUUGCGGGAAGAUCUACGACAGCGCAGAAAGCAUCUAGAGUCGUUGAUGGCUGAACACCAGAGGCGUAGUGGCCUCAGUGACUCGCCCUGCCAGAUUGAAGAUGAAGAAGACAAUGUUACACCUUCACAGCCUGUCAGUAGGGAUGAAAGAACAAUGGCUACUUGGGGUUCCAGUCCCUGCCACCUUGAUGACAAUGAUGAUAAUGAUGAAGAAGAGGAGGAUGAGUACCACUCAGAGAUAGCUGCAGAGGAGGAAGACGAGCCAGAACAAUGUACGGAAAGCAGCUCUGAUGAAGACAUCCAUCUCUAUUCAACAAGCAUGAACCAGCGCUCCUUCAGUAACAGGAAGAAUCAAGGAAGCAAUCUGAAGCCUCCCACAGCCUUUUCAGGUGAGAGUGAUGGGCAUCUUCAUAAUAAAACUAAGGCAAAGCAGCCUUUCAGAAGUUUGAACCAGUCUGGAAGCCAGCGUGGAGGUAUACGUCGACAGGAGAACCUGCGCUGGGCCUCUGAACUCUCCUUGACUGAGGGUUCAUGUCACUGGCAGGAACAAGUCAGCCACCUGCAGAGGCAGCUGGACUUCAGUACAAGCAUGUGUCAGACACUUCUUCAAGACCAGCAGACACUAUCAUACAUGCUGCAAACUCUGCUGACGGGUCAGUUCAGCUUGUUACCAAACAACCUGUCAUCACCACAGGUCCAUCUUGUCAUGCAUCAGCUAAACCAGUGCUAUACCCAGCUGGCUUGGCAGCAAAACAAUGUACAAAGACUAAAACAGGUCCUGAAUGACCUCAUUCGCCAGCAGCAGCAGCAGCAGCAGCAGCAGCAGCCUUCCUCUUCAGCUGCAGGAUGGCAGACACAGAAGCAGGGCUCAGCACAGGAAUCCAGCUCCGGCCCCUCAGCUUCCCCUGGAGUCUUCCCUUUCUCCUCUACCAUGCAUCCUCCAGCUAACAACAUGCCUUCUUCUGCCUUGUCCCCAUUCCCUCCCAGCUUUAACUUAUAUCCAACCUUCCCUGCUUCCUCGGUUGACUUUCAUCAAGGUGAUGUAGGUCCAGCUACUCCUGAACACCAGAAGCUGCAGUUGGACCCCAACACUUCCAUUAAAACAGAAUAUAUGAAUUUCCCUCCACCACUGCAGCGUUCUCCUCUUAACACUACUACAGAAAGGGGACUGACUGGCCGACUGAACACUUCCUACACAAACAAUAUAACACGGCAUAACAUAUCUAAAUCAGAGCUGCAGGAAUCUCCUCCUUCUUCUCCCACUUUUGCCAAAUGCCACUCACAACAGCAAGACUUUGACAAGGAAUCACAGGAAAGCUUCAGCAGUAUGCCCGAUCCUGUUGAUCCCACCACAGUCACAAAGACUUUUAAGGCUGGACGCAAGGCCUCUGCACAAGCCAACCUGGCCUCUCGGAGCAAAACUCCCAAGAACCGCCGCAGAAGAAACAAAGGCCAAAGCAAGAAUUCUGAAAGCCAUGAGAGUGACAGCGUUGGUAGCACUCGCCCAUCUCAUCAUAGGGAUCAGAAUCAAAGCCUGUUGGACAAGCUGACUCAAGAAAAACUAGACAGCAAGGCUAAGCUUGGAAACAAACGAAAUGAUCUCUUCUCUGCUUAUGCUUGGAGAACACCUUUCCUCUCUAACAGAAUUGCAUGCACAGAAGCACCAGAUGCAAGCAGUGACUUCUCACUAUUCGAAGCUCUGAGGGAGACCAUUUACUCUGAGGUGGCUACUUUAAUAUCUCAGAAUGAGUCACGACCCCACUUCCUCAUUGAGCUUUUCCAUGAACUGCAACUACUCAACACAGACUACUUACGCCAACGGGCACUCUAUUCUCUGCAGGACAUAGUGACCAGCCACCUGACGGCGAGGAACUCUGCUGAGGACCAGCUGCCCUCUCUUGGUCCUGUAGUGUGGGCUGGAGGCUCUCAGUCUGAGUUCACUCCCAGCCAGAGUCUGACUACCAGCGAUGAAGAGGUGGUAGAGAAGAAUUUGAGACAUGCACAGGACACAUCAAAGAGGAGGCAUGAUGCAGAAUCUGUGGAUAAUGACAGCAACAUGUCAACUUCUUCCAACCUGGAACCUUUUGCUAAUGAUGACUUGGGAAACACAGUGAUUCAUUUAGACAAAGCUUUGGCAAGGAUUAGGGAGUAUGAACGCAUGAAGCUUAAAGCUGAAUUUAACCCCUGCAACACCAACGCUGCAGAUGCAGGCAGUUCUGAAGGAUCACAUGCUGAACGUACUUCUGCUAACCCUGCUGAGCCGGUGGAAGCAGGUGCAACUGGUGAUGUGCACUGCCCUCAGAUUGACACCCAGCAGCUUGAUCGUCAAAUCAAAGCUAUUAUGACGGAAGUAAUUCCCUUCCUUAAGGAGAACAUGGAUGAGGUUUGUUCCCAUCAGUUGCUGACGUCUGUGCGGCGCAUGGUUCUUAAUCUCACCCAACAAAAUGAUGAGAGUAAGGAGUUUGUCCGCUUUUUCCACAGACAGCUGGGAGGCAUACUGCAGGACACUCUUAGUAAAUUUGUUGGCCGUACUCUAAAGGACUGUGGUGAGGAUCUCUUGGUUGAGAUUUCAGAGAUCCUUUUCAAUGAACUGGCCUUCUUUAAGCUCAUGCAGGAUUUGGACAACUGCAGCAGCACUGCUUUGGCAGCUAAGCACAAAAAUAAGAAAAAGGCUGAAGAACCCAGUAAAGUCAAAAACACUGUUCAUAACGCAGUAGGUGGUACAGAAAAAUCUGUUUCUCCAGCAUAUGUUGAUGAAGACAAAGACCAAGAUGAGGCAGAGCAAGAAAAAAUGUCUUCUGUCUCGGAGCUUUACCUACACACAGAGAUGAAGAACAACAGAAGCCGCGAAGCUUCAGAGGAUGAGGAUGAGGAUGAAGGAAAUGGGCUUGUAGUUCCAAUGUCUAUCAGUCUUUCCAAAGCAGAGACUCAGGCCCUGACGAACUAUGGCAGUGGAGAGGAUGAAAAUGAUGAAGAGGAAAUGGAGGAGUUUGAAGCUGGACCAGUAGAUGUUCAAACAUCUUUGCAGGCUUCUAGUGAUGUGCAAGUGGAGCAGGGAACACCCAGCAAUGAAAUCCAGGAGAUAAAACCUGAACAGAAGAGUUCAGAGAGUGAUAAUGAAAUAAGUAAAUCUGUUGGGACUGGGGAUUCCACAGUGGAGGAAGAUACUGUGGUAGAGUGCCAGAGCCCAGAGAGAGAGAGUAAAGCUGGGGCAGCUGCUGUCACUGAGGGAGACUCUGCAAUCUGCCAGGGUCAGGAUGUCCCCAAGGAGUCAACAACCAGUAGUAGUCCUAACACAGACUCACCUGUCCUCAUCAGUGUUGAUGAGAUGGGCUCGGGUAACACAAGCCAAAAGUCAGAUGAGGAAGACUUUGUCAAGGUGGAUGACUUACCACUGCAGCUUUCAGUCAUGUGUGAGGAGGAACUUCAGAAAAGAAUAGUAGAGGAGCAGCAGAAUAACAACCUCUCUGAGGAGAUCCUCAAUGGAAACACUGAACUGCUGACUGGACUGGUGGGAAAUGCUCAAGCACUGAAGGAACCAGAAACCAUUGGUGCUCAGAAUGUGUAAAAGACUUACACAGAUGUCUCAUUGCGGUUUUAGUAACACAGUACUUAAACAUUAUAUCUGACCUGGAUGAUUGUUGAUUCCUUAUCUGAUACUUUAAAGGAGCAAAGUUACAUAUUGGUAGCUGUGACAGUGAGAUACACAUAAAUCAAACUCCUACAACACUUAGUUUUAUUUCUGAAUGUUUAAUGUGAUUUUUUAUCUUUAGGGAUGGGGGCGCUUUUGCUGCUGAUUAACAGUUUGAAUUUUUGUUGUGCUAAAAUCCCUGUUUAGACCUGCCUUAGUCUUUUUCUUGGUUCUGGGAUCAGUUUGACAUGUUUCUCUAUGUUUUUUGUCUCUGCCGGGCCUUACAGCUGUGCAGCUCGUCUUUUCUGCACUUGAUUCCUUAAAAGUUUAGUCAUAGCUGCUCAUUGUUUUUCCAUCUAAGUUCAGAAACUUUUAUCCCUUAAAACACAAAUUUCUACUGUUCUGUUUUUAAUGGUUAUCCCUGUAUGAGUUGAAUUUAAAUAAAAUCUUGAUUACUGUAAUCAG
Melanotaenia boesemani (Boeseman's rainbowfish) is the source of this 7429-nucleotide messenger RNA. RefSeq names its product pericentriolar material 1 (gene pcm1). Gene Ontology annotation, cellular component: ciliary basal body; centrosome; centriolar satellite. The transcript has 40 exons. Lineage: Eukaryota; Metazoa; Chordata; Actinopteri; Atheriniformes; Melanotaeniidae. The record is from RefSeq and is a predicted model, not a curated record. Gene Ontology annotation, biological process: intraciliary transport involved in cilium assembly; protein localization to centrosome; cilium assembly. The coding region runs from base 572 to 6901 and encodes 2109 amino acids.